AUGACACAAGAUGGGCUCUGGUUGAAUACGCUUGUGCACAAGCUACGACAUCCUCUCGGCAAGAUUCGAUCCCGAGCACUGCACAAUUUACUAUUAAAGCUACGAGAAUGUCUUGUGCAGUAUCAGGAUCUUGAACCACUAGAGAAAUCGCUGAUUCCGAGUCUCCUGGCGUGUCUAGAACCACCGUUCGAGCUUGAGACGCUUCAUGUACUAGAACUGCUAGUAGAGAGCAAAUCCGAGGUCUUUCUGGCCAGUUUACAGCAUCAUGGAGCAGCACCGAAGCUUCAGCAAGCAGCACGUAAGAAUCCGGAGCUACAGGCGACGUAUGAGAAGUUAUUACGACAAAUGUACACAACCAAGCUAGUGUCAAUGGAGGAGAAGAAGAAGACCGAUGAGAUGAGCCAAGUAGAGAAUAAAAACGAGAAGAAUAUGGCUCGACAGGAGGAUCUUGGAGCGAGUCGAGUGUUGUCUACAACACGGAAAAUGCCCUCAACAAUUGAUGAGCUGGAGACUCGUGGGUGGAAAUUUGCUCACGUGAUGCUGACGUCCGUGGAUGACCAGUAUUUGUUUGAGUUUGAGGUGAAACUUUACCUUAGAACCGAGAUUCAAGAGAUUGUAACAGCAUGUGCGACGUUUAGGAAUGAAUUGUUGCGAAACUUUCCUGCUGAAGUGUUUUUACAAAGACCAGCGAUAUUGCAAUACUUAUUGCAUCUUGUCCAACAGCCGAUAUUGUCGGAAAGGUUCGAGACGACAAGUAAAACACAAAGGGACGAUGGCGAAGUCAUGAUGAUGGUAAAGGCAAUGCAAGUGUCGAUGGGUGUCAACUACUUUGACGAGAUGAUUCACUCGACGUUUUCGAGCAAACGAGGGAAUUUAACUGGAGCAGUGGCGAUGGCGAGUCUUAAAGCGAUUGAAUCAUUCUUGUAUGCACUACAGCUUACACGAAGGUUAUGUCAUGACCCGACAUAUGUAGUGUAUUCACCACAUGUCCAUGUAAAUUUGUUUGAUUCGUAUGAUUCACGACGAAUGCGGUAUCCUCCAGCUAGAGCGGAAAUUGAAGUGAAUACGAAUAGACGAGGGAGUGGUGAAUGUGGCGGUCAGUUUGAGCACUACUCGCUAAGUGGGGCAGUGUAUAGAGUAUUUAUCAGCAUAUUACCUUUGCUGCGCUCAGCAAGACACCCAAGACUUCACAUUUUGAACCUUCUCAUCGUAGCACUACCAGAUUUGCCGGAAAAAAGUUACCUGACUUCUGCGGAUACAAGCGUUCAAAAGCUGAAUAGAUUGCGUCUCGAACGCAUUUUUGAAAUUCUCAGUGGCAUCUGCCGCCCUGUAUCUCCGGAACGAGCAGGUAGCAACAUAAUGGACGAUGAGCUUGAACUCACGCACUGCAUGACAUGGAAACUAGUGGAGCUCGUCCUUAAAUUGCUUCAAUUGUAUCCAUCUUCUCAGUAUUGCGUUGAAAAAACCUCUAGCAAACCUGAUUGCAACAGUCGUAGCGGCAUAGCCGACGAUAGUGGUGCGAUAACCGUUCCUCGGGUGUUGUGGGAUGCUGUAAAGUUAUGGACUGCCAGUCCGCUUUUUUCUGAAGUGUCUUCUAUCGAGUGGAAAGAUGAGGCAGUAGUUCAGUUGCUGGCGCAGAUUGAUAGUACGAUCCCAUCUUUUGUCGACCUGAAGCAUUCAUCUCAACGAGAUGCUAAGUCCAUUCUUUGUUUUGUGGAGUUUGCGAAACUUCAUCGUGAGCAGUUGGUAAAUUUUAGCUCUUUAAAGAAGCCAGACGUUGUGACUCUAGAAGUUGCGAGGAAAGCAGUUCAGGCCAGAUGCGUGUUUAACAGCGCAGACACUGAAAUUAUCGCAGACGCUGCGCUUCAGACGGUCUGGUCAGCGUUGAGUGAAGAUGCUAAGGAUAAGACAGGGAAAAUUAUCGAAAGCGAUGUCGAGAAUAUUCAGCUUAUUCUUUCCGAUAUGGUACGUGAAAUGGGCGAGAUGGAGACACCAGCGUUACAUGAUUCAAUGGUGAUUCGUUUUUUUCGAGGAUUUGCAAAUCUUGUUGAGAAGCUAAAUGAUGGAGAUAACCGUAUAUCAGCUGAUUGUCGAGACCAAUUUGUUACAGAGGUAAUAUGUGAAUCGGAAUUUAUUGCGCUGUUGCUGUUAGCCCAUGCAAAGCAGGUUGGUAACACUGUUGAUAAGAUGAAUGAUGCAGCAUUUUGGAAGAUUUUACGAAUAACUUUGAAUCACCUUGCAAGCUUUUCGAAUGAAAAGCUAGUAGUGCUCCAGCCCGUGGUUGCUCUGCUUCAACACUUUGCGUAUCUUGAGCUGUCGGAAGAGUCGUCUCAAGAGCAGCGUUUGGCACAGUUACAACUUGCUAAAGUGUUGAAUCGAUUGGAAAUUAGUGUGUCUGAUCAUACGAGAAAAGUUUUACUUUGCCGUUAUUUGCUUCACCAGUCAUCAUAUAUUCGGAAAGCUGCUUCGUCUAAACUUAUUCGGUUGUUGUCUCGAACGAUUCCAUCGUAUGUUGGAAGUUUGUCAAAAGAUAAAGCAAUUUGUGAAGACCCGUUUGGAAGCACAACAUGCGUUGGCCAGAAUCUACAGUUUGAAGCAGCACUUAUGGAAACUCCCUUGCCUACUUUCCAUGUAGGUCAUUGUCAACCUAGCGAAAAUGAGCUAUCGUCGCAGCUCAACAAGUUGGCUCACUUGUGUAAAGUGAUAUCUAGCACGUCUUCAGCCUUUGAAAGUAUGAGAAAGGUGGCACUCAAAGAGCUGGCCAUGUUUAUUGAUCAUUUGUCAGUCGAGCUGUUCGCGCUACUUGAAGAGAUGAACAAAUUAUCGGGCCUGUUUGAUCUGCUUAGCUCCUUGUUUCGGCAAGAACAAAAUCGACGUGACUCGUCGAUGGUUCAGCAUGCCCUUAUCUUAAUCAGGACAUUACUGCUUCGAAGCCGACUGUUGCGCUUAGCCAUUCAGUACGAUAGCGACAUGAUGGAGCUGCUAAUGGCGUUGAUAUUUCAUGCAUCAGUCUUGGUUCGGGCGCAGAUGUACUAUAUUAUCCUCCUGCUCACGUGCUCUGCCGAAAAUUUUAUUCCCAGCGGGGAGCCAGCAGAAUUGUUAAGCGAUGACAAAGUCGUACUCAGUGGUGAAGCAAGAAUUCCCGAGAUGGUCAAGACAACAUUUGGAUUGUAUUCCGGUUGCUGGACGCGGUGUCUCAUUGAUACCUGCUCGCUGGAACAGCAGUGGCGAGUAAGCUGUGCAUUGUUGACCAAGCGGGCUGAUUCGUCAUGGUUGCAAGAAGUACGAGCUGUUGUCACUCAGACACCAUACGAUAGUGAUGAAGACGAUGUGAAGAACGACGCGCGCAGGAAAGCGUUUUCUAUAUUACUAGAUGCGGAGUAUGCAAUCGUUGCUCAAAAACUUCGUGAUGCACCGUCGCACGGAAAAUGUCUGAACGCGCUGUACCAUUUGAUGACGAUGUGCGAAGCUUGGCAUUUUGGACGCGACCAUUUUGUCGGUGAAUGGGAAGCAUAUUUUGAGCGGUAUUUUGCGGUACCUCCAAAAAGUGAACGAGACGAGGUGAUUAUUGGCUCGCUUGUAGCUUCUCUUAGCGUCAUGUUUUGUGUCAUGACUAGAAAUGAGCAGUUGCGAGCCCUCAUUGUGGUAAAGCGCAAGGUUUUCCCACUCCUAAAGAGAUCUCAUAGCAAGGCGUUUUCUCUUCAGGUUGCCAGGUUGUUGCUGAAUGUCAGCAAAUCCAAGGUUGGCGAUUUGUUUUUAUCGCUGGCUGCUGAUACGGACAUCGUCACGACUAUCUGCACAAAGUACUUAGCACUCUACACGACAGAGCCUGUACUGCACGGUUUAAUGCUGGAGGUACUGUUGCGAUUUGCCAGAGGCAUGGACCAGGAUACAAACACUCACUUGUCUGCACCUUCGCGUGAUAAGAUCUGUAAGCGUUUGCUGGAGAUGAUUUCGCCAUUGCUCACAGUUGUGUGUCGCCACCGUGUCCCUGGUUCUUAUUUGGAGCGUGAUGUGUUUGUUGUUGGAUCACAGUGCAUGAUAACCAUUCUUCGACUGCUUCCGCCCAAUUUUCUUCUGAGUAGCGAUUGUUACCUGGAGCACACUGAUAGUAGUAUCCUUCUCGAUUGUAGCUGGGUGUUUCGUUAUCUCUUUGACCACGUAUCGCCAAUUCGCGAGCUCGGUUUUCUCGUCAUCGAGUAUGCCUCGUCGUCAAAACCUCCAGCAACUCGAUUGCUGGAGAUGAUUUUUGGAACUUUCGCUGACGACACGGAGUCAGAUGCUGUUCGUGCAGCAGCAUGCAGUGCUUUGACGAACGAGAUUAUCCUAUAUCACGAGCGCUCUUCUGAUCAACAAGCAGCAAUGGUAGAGAUUUUCCACGGGACCACAUUUUCGGGAAGAGUUUUUCGCUUACUAACGUGCGCGUUGAAAGGUAACAAAUUGUUAGCUCGCGCGUCAAAUGCAUUUGCCCGACUUGUUCGAGUGCUUUACGUACAUCGUGAUCGUGUGGCGCCAAUUUUUGGGGAUGUGCAAAAAGAGUUGGAUGCAGCUGAAAAAGAAGUUGAGGUGUAUCAACUGUUCGUGCAGGCGCUGUCACUCCGUGAAUGGAAAUACAAGUGUGAUCGCUACUGUUCGAUUCAUAUGCAUUUGCCUAGUUGUAAUGCUACUACAUGGAGACACUCGUUGCUUCCAGCUAUUCUAGAUAUGAUGUCAGAAAUGCUGAAUCUCUUCCAGGCUAUUUGCCGUGAUACUGAUUUUAAUCAAGUAGCGUUUUUCCUCACGCAUACAACCCUGCAGUUUCAGGCGAUGGAGUUGAUACGGGAUGUUAGUGCUUCUCUUGACAGCAGUCUAUCCACGGCUACAAAGCAGAAGCAUUACAAGGUUCUUGACCUUUGCGCGGGCACACUCAGCAGCCUUUUCGUGCAAGCUUUUGAUCAGUGUGAGAAAUACAAGUCAAAGCAGCUUAGACCACCUACAACACCGCCGAGUUUUGAGACAGAACUUGUCGGCGUGGUCGUUAAGCUACUAGGUUCUCACCACCCAAUUGACUUCCGGGUAUCAUUUUCUCGGAUUGUGCCGACUAUUUCGUUUCUGAUACCCGGAUUGUUGGAGUCUUCAGAUCCUUUACUUGCCAACGCGCUUGCAUCCGUUGUGCUCGAUCUUUACCGGGAAGUUGCAGGGCCUAGACAUUUGGAUGCGAACACGACUGUUGCUGCAUCACAAGAACUUCAGAGCCGUAUAUUCCCGCUAGCAUUUAUCCGACGGGUCUCAAGUGCGCUUCAAGUUCUACUCGAGUCAAGCCUAGGUCUCCAGCAGCACAUUCAGGUAAGACGUGCCCUACCUUUCGCAAUGGCUUCUACCAAGGAGUUGUUUUCUGCAAUUCAAAUAGCUGGAGGAUUUAGCGGCAAGCGAGAUGGAAGUUCAAACGGCAGUUUAAACACAUCUGAUGCAUACGUGCUCGAUCUAUGCCGGCGCAUUCAAGCACAUAUCGAGGUCAUGAGCGCAAUUGUCGGUGGUGAUAAAGAAAGCCAGCAACUGGCAAAGGCUGAGGGACUUGUCAGCGUGCUUUUGUCAAAUUGGAGUGUCAUGAAAGUGUCUCAUGUCUGUGGGUCUCAGUUAAUGCUACGCGCUCUUCGCCUUUUAGCAAACUACACAUACGGAAACGACAACACCCGAAGAUCACUGCUGAUUUCGUUACUGCCCGCGUCUGCAAAAAUAUCUAAGAAUGAAAAUGCUCGAACGCUUUUGUCGCUAGUGUUUGACUUGGCAAGCUCCCGGGGCAAAAUGACUUCUUCUCACUGCCAAGUUGCCCGUGGUGCCACUACUGCGUCCACAGCUAAUAUCGCUGUCAGUAAUGCUGCAUGUCAAGUGGUAAAGGCAGUUCUGCUCAACACUGAAUGUGUGUUAGCAUCCGUCAAGACUGGUUCAAUCUAUAAACUGAUUCAUUCGCUUCAAGAUCGACUCAAGCGAAACAGACAAACUAGCAAAACAAAUCACCUCGAGGCUGGAAACCUUGCUCACAUGCUUGGCGUGCUCAGCAGCGUCGCUUCGAAUGAGGAAGGCGCUCGCGUGCUGUACACCAGCUGGGCUAAUAUGCUCUCCCUCCUGUUUGACGAUGUAAUGCAUUUGUCUGAUGAGGCUAUUCAGCGCAGCGGGUGUUUAUUCUUGAGGAAUCUUUCUUUCUCACAACUAGCCAAAAAUUACUUUGCCAUGUGGGAAAAGCUGCUGGACGAUAUGAUCGCUCUCUGCGUGCGCGUGACUUCAGCGCCUCAAGGUGACUUGACCAUUGUGGCGUAUCUUUCAGCAGCGCUAUGGUCACUCGUGUAUGAUAACCAAAAAGCGCGUGCGUUGUUGCUAUCAAGACAUGCGUCAUUGCAACAUCUGCAGCAAGUGUUAGGCUCUCAAAAUGCAGCUUCACAGCAAACAAAUUCACAAGACAUUACGGAAAACCUUCGCCGCGUGCUGAUGCUUGUUAAGGAGUAG
This is a messenger RNA of Peronospora belbahrii, 6483 nucleotides long. Lineage: Eukaryota; Oomycota; Peronosporomycetes; Peronosporales; Peronosporaceae. The record is from the annotation of a GenBank genome assembly.